Messenger RNA from Juglans regia (Persian walnut), 549 nucleotides. RefSeq lists its product as uncharacterized. Gene Ontology annotation, biological process: DNA integration. Gene Ontology annotation, molecular function: nucleic acid binding. The record is from RefSeq and is a predicted model, not a curated record. The transcript has 2 exons. Lineage: Eukaryota; Viridiplantae; Streptophyta; Magnoliopsida; Fagales; Juglandaceae. Bases 1 to 549 code for a protein of 182 amino acids.
AUGAAGGAAUCUACGGAAACCAUUCGGGCAGAAGAGCACUGGCCCAAUUCCCUCCGAGAUGCAGAGGACUUCGCGAAAAAAUGCCCUGAGUGCCAGGAGCAUGAGUUGAUCCCUCCCUGUACGCCAGAAGAGUUGACUUCCAUUGUCUCCCCCUGGCCCUUCACACAAUGGGGACUCGACCUCAUCGGCUCGUUCCCCGUGGGCAGAGGAGGAGUGAAGUUUGUAGUAGUGGCAGUCGACUACUUCACAAAAUGGGUGGAGGCAGAGGCAUUAACAAUGAUCACGGCUCGGGCCAUCAUGAGAUUCCUAUGGAAAUCAGUAGUCUGCCAGUUUGGGAUCCCUGAAUGCUACAUAACGGAUAACAGCAGACAGUUCAAUUGCUCCCAUUUUCAGGAAUGGACAAUCUUGAAACCAUUGAAGGCCCUCCUUGUACCCGUACCCCCAUGUGGCAUCUUGAAUGGCCCAGGUGAGCUGAAUCUCAAACCUGAUCUCCUCCAGGUUCUUGGUGCUGCUUCAAAGUCUGGAGAUCAUGUCGUUCAUGUGCCGUAG